This is a messenger RNA of Myotis brandtii (Brandt's bat), 612 nucleotides long. It is a transcript of the gene DYNLRB2, whose product is annotated as dynein, light chain, roadblock-type 2. NCBI's taxonomy places the organism in Eukaryota, Metazoa, Chordata, Mammalia, Chiroptera, Vespertilionidae. Bases 107 to 397 code for a protein of 96 amino acids. The record is from RefSeq and is a predicted model, not a curated record. Gene Ontology annotation, biological process: microtubule-based movement. Gene Ontology annotation, molecular function: dynein intermediate chain binding. The transcript is spliced from 4 exons. Gene Ontology annotation, cellular component: centrosome; cytoplasmic dynein complex; cytoplasm.
UCACUUCCUCCCCCGUCUCCUAGCAACGGCUGGAAGCGUUGUUGACAGCCCAGGCGGAGGGAGCGCCGGACUGAGGGACUGAGCCCAGAGUUUCGCCGCCAGUGCGAUGGCAGAGGUGGAGGAAACCCUAAAGAGGAUACAGAGUCACAAAGGGGUGAUUGGAACGAUGGUUGUAAAUGCAGAAGGUAUUCCGAUUCGAACAACCUUGGACAACUCGACAACAGUUCAGUAUGCAGGUCUUCUCCAUCAGCUGACCAUGAAAGCCAGGAGCACAGUCCGUGACAUUGAUCCUCAGAACGACCUCACCUUUCUUAGAAUCAGAUCAAAGAAACAUGAAAUCAUGGUGGCGCCAGAUAAGGAAUAUCUUCUGAUUGUCAUUCAGAACCCAUGUGAAUAGCCCUGCUACGUAUAUAGCCAAGCCCAUCCGGUGACACUGGGUUGAAAACACUUUACUCUUUAAUGAUUACUAAGAUUCUAUUCCAAUAGAACUGAUCUUUUAUUUUGGACAUUCUUUUCUAUUUUUACAUUUAAACUAUUGUACAUGUCUCAUUUAGUUUCUUUUGAAUGAAUUGUAAAGUUGUGAUUUAGCUACAUAAUAAAUAAAUUCUGGUA